CUGGUCAGGACCAUCUAGGAGACAAACAGCUGAUCUGAAGUGACCUUCUCAUUGAUAACACUGGUUAAACAUCACCUGCAGUAAGAUGUUACCAAUGGUUUUAUUUUUCUCUCUCUUCUCUCUGACACCAGCGGCUACUGAAGUGGGUCUCGGUGGUAAAGUGCUUCUGUUUCCAACCGAGACUGAUACCAGCUAUGUUAAACUCAUUCCUGAAAAGCCACUGAGUCUUUCAGCAUUUACUCUCUGCAUGCGAGUUGCGACGGAGCUCCAGGGCGAGAGGGAGAUCAUUCUGUUCGCCUACCGCACACAGAACUAUGACGAGCUCAAUGUGUGGAGAGAGAAAGAUGGCCGUUUGUCCUUCUACCUCAGCGGCAAUGGAGCGCUUUUCUACCUGCUUCCUCUCUCCACCUUCCGGACUCACCUGUGCGUCACCUGGGACUCGGCGACUGGUCUUUCUGCCUUUUGGGUGGAUGGACGUCGCAGCUCAUUCCAGCUAUAUAAAAAAGGUCACUCAGUUCGUCCUGGUGGCACCGUCCUGCUCGGCCAAGACCCUGAUAACUACCUGGAUGCCUUUGAAGCAAAGCAGAGCUUUGUAGGUGAAAUUACAGAUGUGAAAAUGUGGGAUCAUGUUCUCUCAGGCAUUCAGAUUAAGGCGGUUUAUUCAAACCAGGAAUGGUCUGUGCCGAAGGGAAAUGUGUUUGACUGGAACACCAUUAAAUAUGAGAUUAAUGGAAAUGUGCUAGUGGUGAAGGAUAACUGAUUCUGAUCAGGUGUAACGUCACAUUUGUGUCAAC
Molecule: messenger RNA, 794 nt
Organism: Sinocyclocheilus rhinocerous
Lineage: Eukaryota; Metazoa; Chordata; Actinopteri; Cypriniformes; Cyprinidae
Product: pentraxin fusion protein-like
Exons: 3
Coding region: 86-760 (224 amino acids)
Source: RefSeq, a predicted model, not a curated record